Nannochloropsis gaditana CCMP526 is the source of this 534-nucleotide messenger RNA. It is a transcript of the gene DOA10, whose product is annotated as E3 ubiquitin-protein ligase MARCH6. The annotation marks the transcript as partial. The record is from RefSeq and is a predicted model, not a curated record. The transcript has a single exon. Gene Ontology annotation, cellular component: endoplasmic reticulum membrane. Gene Ontology annotation, molecular function: zinc ion binding.
ACCACAGGUUUCUCAAUGUCCUCUUCCCCUACCAGCCCGCACCAUGUCACCCGAAAUGGGGGCAUGUGCCCCUCAAGUGAUCCUUGUGAUCACUUUUCCGAAGAGAUUGCCACCCCUGCAUCUCCAAUGCCUGAAGCAUCCCAAUGCGCCGUCCUUUCCCCCGACACAAACACAUUGGCUGACGGAUCCGCCCAGCAAGGCAUCGCAAUAUUGAAUGAAGAUGCCAGCGUGUCGGGUUUCGGGGAAGUGCAACAAAUGGAUGUGGACAAGGGAAGGGGGAAGGAGGAAGACGCUGUGUGCCGCGUUUGUCAUACUGAAGCCGAACCGACCGAGGGCCGCCCACUUUAUCACCCCUGCCUGUGUCGCGGCUCCAUCAAGCACGUGCACCAGGACUGUUUGAUGCGAUGGCUGCAGGCGUCCAGCAACACGGCCAAGAAAUGUGAAUUGUGUGGGGCUUCCUUUGCCUUCACGGCCUUGUACGCGCCGGGGGCUCCGGCCCAGUUGACCUCGUGGGAGAUGGUGCAAGGACUGAUG